AUGGAGGCAGGAGGACAAAGACGAGGAACGCAGUGCUGGUGGUUUGCUAUCAGAUUUUCUCUGAUGCUCAGCUGUGUGGAGCGGGUUUCAGCUCAGAUAAAAUAUUCAAUUCCAGAGGAAGUAAAGGUAGGAAGUGUUGUUGGGAAUAUGGCAAAGGAUCUGGGACUGGACAUAAGUUUACUGGAGGAACGACGGUUUCGUAUUGUCUCCGGAGCUGAAGAUGCUCAGUUUGAAGUAAAUCCGAACAAUGGUCUCUUGCAGGUUCAUGGGAAAAUCGACCGAGAGGAGCUCUGUGAAAACAUUUCCCCGUGUUUGAUAAACCUAAAAAUGGUAGCUGAUAACCCCAUGGAAAUACAUUAUGUAGGAGUGGAAAUCAUAGAUAUAAAUGAUAAUUCACCCACCUUUCCUGAUGAUGAAAAAGUAUUAGAAAUUUACGAGUCGACUCUCUCAGGUAAACGAUUCCAGUUGCCAGCUGCACACGAUGCAGAUGUUGUUACUAAUACUGUACGCAUGUACAAAUUAAACGAUAAUGAUCACUUUAGUUUGCAAAUUCGAGACAGAGGAGAAGAUAAGAUACCAUUCUUAGUUUUACAGAAGCCUCUGGAUCGGGAAAAGGAGAAUGAGCAUAAACUGAUACUAACAGCAAUUGAUGGCGGAAAUCCACCGAGAUCAGGGACUCUUAAUGUCACAGUCAUAGUCCUCGAUUCAAAUGAUAACCACCCUUUUUUUAGCGAAGAGGUUUAUUCAGUGAAGAUACCAGAAAAUGUAGAAAGGCACAGAAGUGUAAUUGUGAUAAAGGCGAAUGAUCUGGAUGAGGGUGUAAACGGAGAAAUUGAGUAUUUUUUUGGAAGCGAACUUGACCCUAAAGUAUAUGAUACAUUUAGCCUAGAUAAGGACACUGGUGAAAUUCGAGUCAAAGGCGGAAUUGACUUUGAGAAUAUGGAAGUAUUUAAGUUGGACGUCCACGCCACAGACAAAGGACAACCUCCGAUGAGUACCGACUGCAGGGUGAUUAUCAAGGUGCUGGACGUAAAUGAUAAUAAACCUGAGAUAGAGGUAACAUCUUUGUCAAAGAUUGUAUCAGAAGAUUCCAAACCUGGGACUGUGGUGGCUUUGAUCAGUAUUACAGACCAAGACGCGGGUUUAAACGGUAAAGUAAUAUGUAGUCUUUCAGAC
Messenger RNA from Pundamilia nyererei, 1176 nucleotides. Its product is annotated as protocadherin alpha-6-like. Gene Ontology annotation, biological process: homophilic cell-cell adhesion. The annotation marks the transcript as partial. NCBI's taxonomy places the organism in Eukaryota, Metazoa, Chordata, Actinopteri, Cichliformes, Cichlidae. Gene Ontology annotation, cellular component: plasma membrane. Gene Ontology annotation, molecular function: calcium ion binding. The record is from RefSeq and is a predicted model, not a curated record. The transcript has a single exon.